AUGUCUGACUGGGAUUCCACCACCGUCAUCGGCAGCAAGCACCGCGGCGGAGCUGCUCCCCGCGAAACCGUCGUCAAGGGCCGUUCCGCCCUCAACGCAGCCGCCAGAUCAGGAUCCAUCAUCGGCACAGAAAAGAAAUUCACCACCGGCAACAUCUCCUCCCGCCCCGGCGUCGAAGGCCAACACCUCACCAAAGUCGACCGCUCCGACGACAUCAUCAAGCCCAAAACCGUCGGCCUCGAGGUCGGCGAGGCCAUCAAGCGCCGCCGCAACGAGGACAAGUACAAGAUGUCCCAAAAGGAGCUGGCCACCAAGUGCAACACGACCGUGAGCGUGGUGCAGGACUUUGAGCGCGGCACGGCGCCGCCGGAUCAAAAGGUGCUGUCGACCAUGGAGCGCGUGCUCAAUGUCAAGCUGCGAGGCGCGGAUAUCGGGAAAGAAAAGUUUCCGGCGAAGAAGAAGUAA
Uncinocarpus reesii 1704 is the source of this 465-nucleotide messenger RNA. RefSeq names its product multiprotein-bridging factor 1. Gene Ontology annotation, molecular function: DNA binding. Lineage: Eukaryota; Fungi; Ascomycota; Eurotiomycetes; Onygenales; Onygenaceae. Gene Ontology annotation, cellular component: nucleus. The transcript is spliced from 2 exons. The coding region runs from base 1 to 465 and encodes 154 amino acids. The record is from RefSeq and is a predicted model, not a curated record.